UUUCUUCACAUUCGCUGAAUCUAUUCAUUUCUUCUUUCAUAAUUACUUGUUUCUACUUCCUUCCUUUAUAUAUUUUCUUCACUGAAAUUGGAUUCAAUGGAUAAUAAUUAUUCCAUGUUGUUCCCAUGUCCUCCUUCUUCUUCUUCUACUUCCUCGUACCAGAUUUCAAUUUCUAACAAUAAUAACGACAAUAGUAAUCAGCAGCAUGGUUUCAUUACUGGUUUGAAUAAUAAUAAUAACGGUCAAAGCUCCAAUAAUAGUGCAUUUCUGGAUUUGAAGUUUCAUGAGCAGCAGCUGAAGAGAUCAGAAGAAGAUCAAGAAGAAGAAGAAGAAGAGAGGAUUAAUGUGAGUGAUCAUCAUCAGUUAGGGGGUGGUUCUUCAUCAUCAUCGAACAAGAAGAAAGGAGAGAAGAAAAUAAGAAAACCGAGAUACGCGUUUCAAACCAGGAGCCAAGUUGAUAUUCUUGAUGAUGGUUAUCGAUGGAGGAAAUAUGGCCAAAAGGCUGUUAAAAACAACAAAUUCCCAAGGAGCUACUAUAGGUGCACACAUCAAGGGUGCAACGUGAAGAAGCAAGUGCAACGUCUUACAAAAGAUGAGGGUGUAGUGGUGACCACCUAUGAAGGAGUGCACACUCACCCAAUUGAGAAGACAACCGACAACUUUGAACACAUUUUGAGUCAGAUGCAAAUAUACACCCCCUUUUGAUUUUUUAUUUUUAUCAAUAUAUAUAUUUCAACAACUCCAAAUUAUUAGACAAAUUUUGUCGAAAAUGAUAAACAUGUGUAUCUUCUUACUAUAUAUGUUUUUAUUACUUUUAAUAAAAGUUGUCUAAUAAUUUUUGAGUUGUUAAAAUAGCAUUCUUAUUUUCGUCUAUAUAAUAACAUCUAAGAUCUUAAACUGGCAUAUGUGAACAUAUACUUCGGUUAAUUAGAUCAAUAUAGUUAGGGACUUCUAGCUAGUUUAAUUUAGUUGCCCUUCCUUUGAUAGAAAAGGAA
Arachis duranensis is the source of this 995-nucleotide messenger RNA. RefSeq names its product probable WRKY transcription factor 75. The record is from RefSeq and is a predicted model, not a curated record. Gene Ontology annotation, biological process: regulation of DNA-templated transcription. The transcript is spliced from 2 exons. NCBI's taxonomy places the organism in Eukaryota, Viridiplantae, Streptophyta, Magnoliopsida, Fabales, Fabaceae. Gene Ontology annotation, molecular function: sequence-specific DNA binding; DNA-binding transcription factor activity. The coding region runs from base 97 to 705 and encodes 202 amino acids.